UUACUCUUUUAGAAAAUUUGACAUGGUUCUAGCGAACUUCAUCGGGGCAUGGUCUCAUAAGAUGCUUAGGCUUGGUCCAUGACUCCAUGGCGACGUGGAGCAUAGCUGAAGCUUCAUAGGAGCUUCAUGCUCGUUAAGUUGUUUGUUGAGUAGGGCACUUUCUUCAAAGUCUGUUUGGAUUCAGGUGUUUGGUAAAGGAUUAAUGCUUUAUCCCCUGUUUGUCCUUUAGUCUUCCAUGACGGCCUACAUCUAGUCCUGUGUGUCGGAUCUUGGGACCCAUGCAUACUUCCCGGGCUUUAAGAAGCACUGGUUCCCCUUCCAUUCUUCCAUCUAAGGUUACAAAUACCCUUCCCCCUACAUCUUGAGCAAGUAGCUCUCUGUCUCCGGUUCAACAUGUCAAAGGCUCUUGCCAGGCAAGUGUCCCGCGCUGUGGGACUCGCGACGAGAUCGAUUCUCUCACCAGCCAGCGUCCGAUGCCUAGCAACUUCUCGUACCAGCCAGAGGUCUAUCUCUGCACGCCCGAAUCGUCGCGAGGUUGCUCUGCCUACACAAUCUCAGCCCAAAUCCCUGGUCGAAUAUGCCGUAACCACGCUCGACAAACUCGCCAACUGGGGUCGUCAAUCAUCGAUGUAUCCAAUGACGUUCGGGCUCGCAUGUUGCGCCGUAGAGAUGAUGCACAUCGCCGGGCCACGAUACGAUCAAGACCGAUUCGGCUUCAUGUUCCGAGCGUCUCCGCGCCAGUCAGACGUCAUGAUUGUCGCGGGUACCGUCACAAAUAAGAUGGCGCCGGCUUUCCGUCAAGUCUACGAUCAGAUGCCGGAACCGCGUUGGGUCAUUAGUAUGGGGAGCUGCGCCAAUGGCGGAGGGUAUUAUCACUACAGUUACUCUGUCGUCCGCGGUUGUGAUCGCUUGGUUCCGGUAGACAUCUAUAUCCCUGGAUGCCCGCCGACGAGCGAGGCGCUACUUUAUGGGAUGUUGCAGUUACAACGGAAGAUGCGUCAGGGAAGGAAGUCGAGAAUGUGGUAUCGCAAAUGA
This is a messenger RNA of Colletotrichum scovillei, 1035 nucleotides long. RefSeq names its product NADH-ubiquinone oxidoreductase 19.3 kDa subunit. Gene Ontology annotation, biological process: aerobic respiration; mitochondrial respiratory chain complex I assembly; electron transport coupled proton transport. Bases 394 to 1035 code for a protein of 213 amino acids. NCBI's taxonomy places the organism in Eukaryota, Fungi, Ascomycota, Sordariomycetes, Glomerellales, Glomerellaceae. The record is from RefSeq and is a predicted model, not a curated record. Gene Ontology annotation, molecular function: quinone binding; 4 iron, 4 sulfur cluster binding; NADH dehydrogenase (ubiquinone) activity. The transcript is spliced from 2 exons.